GUGAGGGAAGACAGCUUUGCCCUAGAAACGCUCCUUCCUACAGGGAGGUUCCCAAGGGCUGGCUCCCUCGGGGCUGAUGUGCGGCUUUCACGCCUCUCUGCUGAAGCUCCAGAUUUGAGGACCUUAACACAUUGAAGAACAGUAUGUCUGACAACCAGCAAAAUAAGAACAGAAGCAAAGAAGGUUGUAGAAUUUUUGUGGCUCUUCAAAAGGUAGAUAAAAUUAUGAAAAAAAUGCAUCAACCAUACAAAGCACUGGAAAAGAACAAUCAAAUAACACCAAUGUCCACACUGUGGCCAGAAAAACAAGUGACCAAUGAAAAGGAGUUAGCAUUGCAGAUGCGACAGCGCACAUUACCCUUUUUCCUGAAGAAAGAAGAGAAACUAAGACAUGGCUUUGACUUCAGUUUUCUGCUACAGGCUUCGUAUCCAGAACACACCAUUUUAGAAUCACAUAUGGAUUUAUAUGCAUUUCAGACAAUACAAGCACAAAUACAACCAAGGUUAAAUUUAACAGCGCUAAAAAACAGAAGUAGGAGAACUGAGUUUCAUCUGCCACCAGUGGAUUUUCCACCAGUAAGGACAAUGCAUCUUGUUCCUCUAGAAGGCUUCAACAACAGAAAUAUUUUGAAUAUUGUGCAUUCUAUUCCUCUGCCUAUAAAUGCAACUCCUAAAUUUUAUCAGUAUCAGUUACAUAAUCUAUUGCACAAUCAAAAGUCAUCAGACCUAACCAGCGUUAGUAUUGCUGAUAACUUUACCCCAAGAAAUUCCUUUGACAUGGGCAACUGUUGUGAAUAUCCUCAAGACAAGAAAGAAAAAUAUGGAAAAAAAAUAAAAUUGAAGCAAGUUGAUAUAACCACUAAUACUGAAAAGAAUGACCUGGUGAGAUACCAGCUUUCAGUUACUUGUAAGAACAUAGAUAUUGUGACACAAGACAAGUUUGGAGAUGAUAAUUACCCCUACUUGACAUUGGGUGACACUCAGAUAAACUGUGAAGUAUUUACAGCCUGUAUAUAUCCUGUAUCAAACAAUGCAGACACCUUAAGAGAUGGGAAUAAUGAAAAACUCAUAGAGGGCUCACUUAGAUCUGGUGUAAAAGGAGAUACGACACGUAUAAUACUGGAUUCCAGGCCAGAUGGAGAUUCUGAGAGCAUGAACUUUGUGCUUGACAGUCAUGAUUUCGAUUAUUCCUAUACAAAUGCAGGGACAGAUGCUUGUCAUGUUUUAGAAAAUCAGUCUGUAACUGAAAUAAUUCCCAGAGUAGAGGUGCAAAAUCCCCCUGGAAAACAAACAGAAAAUAUCAUUUGUCUCUUAGAAACAGAAAAAGAAAAAAAUUCAGAAGUAACUUCAGCAAAAGACAGAGGUAAACAUGUACCUCUUGUCCAUGUUACACUUGCUGAACAAGAACCAGCAAGGGCCCCUCACAUUGCUAAACAACCUCCCCCAAAAAGGAGUGUCAUCCGAAGUCUGCCUCCUCAUGCUAGCCAGAGCUUCAACAUUCUUGCUCGCCAAGAACACGACAGAAGUAAAAUAAAGAUAAAUAGAAAUAAAUAUUCAUCUAAGUCUAAACCAAGGAGCAACAUAUCCGAACACUUAAUUGUUUCUGAUGAGAGUUCCACCAAAUGUAGCACAUCCAAGGUGAGUGUCAAGGGUCAGAUCUUGCCAUCUUUAGAACAGCCACACAUGGAAUCUGGGACUUCUCUGAAGUGUCAAAAAAAGCUCCCUCCAGUAGACAAAUACCAUGCAGCCCAGAGAGCACAGAAGUCUGCAAAGCAAGGUUUCCCCUGCAGCUGCAGAAAUGCAGUUAUUUUAAAGAAAUCUGCCAUUCCUCUUUCUCUACCACGUGCACAAUCUGUUUCAGGUUUUGUAGAUCUGAAAUACAGUGAUAUGUUCAGGAAAAUAAAUUCAAAUGACAAAGGCCCGGGAAUUUAUGAGAUGUUUGGAACUCCUGUCUAUGCCCAUGUGCGUGAACUUGAUCAACAUGAGAACACAUUUGGUAGAGAUGUUUGUUCUGCUCCACCUAGGAGAUGCACUGCUAACACCUGCAAAUCUACCUGCAGUAAAGGUAGAGAGAGCAGCCGUGUAAGAAAUGCUCAAAAGGCAACGUAUUCUAAGCCAAAAAAGACCAUUCCUGACUCUAAAAGAAAGCAGAAAGGCUUAAUUCCAAAAGGCCAAAAAAUGGAGCUGGGUGAUAGCAACAUGACACAUGAGAGUGUAUUGAUUUCUAGUCCACAUUGUCCAAUAGAGAUUUCAGAGAGCAUAGCACCAUCUCAUGAGGACAAAACCCUUCAACCUCCAAUUUUAGAGGAGCUUUCUCAAUCAUCUGAAGAAAAUAAAUGUUUUUCAAAUUCAAACUUACCAACUAUUAAAGAAGUCUCUUUGGAGCAGUCUCUAGACAUUCAGGAUGUAUCCGUCAGUCAAAUAUUUGCUACCUGUAGUCAGAAUCUUCCUCGGUCUGAUGAUGAAGACUCAGAAGUUGUUGCUGUGAAUAAUUUAUCAACAACAGAGCAGAACUUGUGUGUCCCCCAGUGCAGAGUGGAUAUAGAUAGCUGCAGAGGCCUGGAAUCAAAGCAGUCCUCCUGCAAGACUAUAAAUAAAUGUGAAGCAUUGCCCUUUUCAAAGAGACCAGAGCAUCAAUCCCCCUUAAAUCAAAGUUGGAGCCACACACCUCAAAACAGCAAUUUGCCAGAUGAAUUGAAGCAGUCGUCAGUGAUUCAGACAACAAAUGUUGCAAGCCCCGUUUUCCAGACAAGUCAAAACAUUCCCUGCUGGGCAAAUAAUAAGGACCUGACCGAUGACUUGUUUUAUUGUCUGGCAGCAGAAUUACUAGUGCUUGAUGAAAAAGACAUCAGCUCUUCAAAAGAAAAAAAUACAGGUCCAAAAGUGCAAAAUACACAUCCUAAAGAACAAGGAAGCCGGGUGAAUGGAGAUAAAGAGACUGUAAACUGUGCUCUAGAGAAGCAGAAUUACAGUGAAGUCUUUUUGGCAUCAAAUGAAGAAAGUGGUCUGCUAAACUUUGAAGAAUCUACUAAAUUAUCUGAAAAUAGUUGGACUAACAGGGAGCCUAUCAUGUGGACAAGAGGUGAGGUGCUUGGAAAAGGAGCCUAUGGCACGGUGUACUGUGGUCUGACAAGCCAGGGUCAGUUAAUAGCUGUGAAGCAGGUUGUUUUGGAUACGUCAGAUCAACUGACUACAGAAAAAGAGUAUCAGAAGUUGCAAGAGGAGGUGGAUCUUUUGAAGACAUUGAAGCACAUCAACAUUGUAACUUACUUAGGAACUUGUCUGGAAGACAGCACUGUCAGCAUUUUCAUGGAGUUCGUUCCUGGAGGCUCAAUUUCUAGCAUUAUUAAUCGUUUCGGUCCUUUGCCAGAAACUGUCCUUUGUAAAUAUACCAAGCAGAUUCUUCAAGGGGUCGCCUACUUGCACAGCAACUGUGUGGUGCACAGGGAUAUCAAGGGCAACAACGUGAUGCUCAUGCCCAAUGGGGUAGUGAAGCUCAUUGACUUCGGCUGCGCCCGGCGUUUGGCUUGGGCUGGCCUCAGCGGCACCCACAGUGACCUCCUGAAGUCGGUGCACGGCACUCCCUACUGGAUGGCCCCAGAAGUUAUUAGCGAGUCCGGAUAUGGGAGAAAAUCAGACAUCUGGAGCGUGGGCUGCACCGUGUUCGAGAUGGCCACGGGCAAACCGCCGCUGGCCUCCAUGGACAGGAUCGCAGCCAUGUUCUACAUCGGGGCGCACAGAGGGCUGAUGCCGCCCCUGCCCGAUCGCUUCUCCAGCACCGCCGCGGAUUUCGUGCACGUGUGUCUCACCAGAGAUCAACAUGAACGCCCUUCUGCUCUGCAGUUGCUGGAACAUCCCUUUGUGAAAGGAGGAGAGUGACUUUGUCAAAACUGUUGCCAAAUGAGUCUGUAUUUCCCAUAUAAACCCUGCUUCCACUUGUCAAAAAAUCAAAUGGAACUGGACUGAAAGGUGACAGCAUAACUUACUGGAGAUCAGGUGUGGAUGAGAUGUCUAGUGUUGGACAGCAGUAUGAGAGAACAAACUUUGUAUUUCAAUGAAAUAGAGGCUCAUCCAGGUGGGCAGUCCCCGUGUAGAAACUUAAAUGUGU
Messenger RNA from Nothoprocta perdicaria, 4107 nucleotides. It is a transcript of the gene MAP3K19, whose product is annotated as mitogen-activated protein kinase kinase kinase 19. Bases 144 to 3878 code for a protein of 1244 amino acids. The transcript has 9 exons. Gene Ontology annotation, biological process: protein phosphorylation. The record is from RefSeq and is a predicted model, not a curated record. Lineage: Eukaryota; Metazoa; Chordata; Aves; Tinamiformes; Tinamidae. Gene Ontology annotation, molecular function: protein kinase activity; ATP binding.